ACGGGAACCUGACGCUAGUAUCCGCUAUCAUGGAGUUUUGGUUCGUCGGUAAGCACACUGCGCACUAGCUUUCGAAGCCACUAGGAUACUGUGGUCGAUUACUGCCAAAUGAAGCAGACGGAUCAAUGGGCCCUGAACGCCAUGCGGCAGAACCCUGGUAGUUUCUGACAUGUUGCUAUCUAUCGGUGGAGGCUGCGACCUGCCCUUGCUUGCCUCGUGUUGAGGGUGUGAGCUUGUGCUGGUGCUUAGUGCACCCACUCUUGAUUCUCAGGGUCCUGGGGGAGGCGCAGCACCAGAUGGCUUGAAGUUUAUAUUACUCCCACGCCUCGGCCCUUCUCUUUGUUAGUGUAACGUUCACCUCUGCAUUUGUCGUUAAUAUCCUCUGUUCUUGCUCAUCUUUGCGUCGCGUUGCUUUUUGGAGAUAGCUUGCGUGACACGUCAUGGGGAUCCUGAACCUUCCUCAGUUUCGUUACCACGGACCGUGGGUUCAGAUGCUAAUCGCCGGUCUUGGUGUUGGUUCCUCUGCCGGUAUCUACGUUGCGCUUAAUCUUCUAGGAGCUGGUGGUGGGAAGCCGGAUUCAGCGCAGGUAGUCCAGGUUGUCAAUGCGACGCUAUGCGCAGUAUGGUUCUUCUCUUCGUCCUUUGGUGGCUCUAUCUUGAACAAGCUUGGACCUGGCCUUACCAUGUGCAUUGGCGUUCAAACCUACGCCGUGUACGUGGGAUCUCUCUGGUACUACGAUGAGACAGGCAAGAGCGCUUACCCAUACGCCGCCGGUCCUAUCAUCGGUAUUGGUGCAGGAAUGGUCUUUAUCACUGCAGGCUACGUUGCAACUGGCUACCCCGAAGAAAGAGAAAAAGGAUCCUAUGCGACGAUACUUAUGAACAUGCAAGCGCUCGGUUCGGUCAUUAGUGGCAUUAUCCCAGUCAUCAUAAACAGGAACUCGGAUACUGUUGCUGGUGUACCUCGAUCAGUGUACAUUGCUUUCAUAGUCAUCAUGGUCAUUGGUGGCCUACUGUGUCUAACUUUGCUUCGACCACACAAGCUCACGAGAGACGAUGGCUCUGUUGUCGCCGUUGAUCGACCAAGAGGAGUUUGGGAGGAGCUCAGAACGAAUCUGUUAGUCUUCACAGACCCCAUACUCCUUAUGAUGCUACCGGCAUUUCUACCAGCUGAAGGGUUUUUGGUGUACAGUGGAUCAGUAAAUGCUUUCAACAACAAUCUCCGCACACGCUCACUGCUUUCUUUCAUCGCUGUUGUCAUACAGAUACCAGCAGGGUGGGCGUUGCAAUACGUCCUCGAUUACUCGGGAUGGGGUCGCCGCAAGCGCGGACUGGUCGGCUUGACAGGUGUUUGCAUCCCUCUAGUCAUUGCGUGGGUCUGGGAGAUGAUCCGAACUCGAAACUACGAUCGCAACAAUCCACCCACCAACCCUACAGAUUGGGACGAACCAAAAUUUGGAUGGAUUUUCUUUCUUUUCAUGCUCAACUGGACCUUCUCACAGCUUUGGCAUAACAUCGUCUACUACUGGAUCGGCGCCCUUACGAAUUCUCCUCAGAAGCUUACGCACUAUGUUGGUGUCUUUCGCGGCGUGCUUGGAGCGGGUGAAGCAAUUUGUUUCGGCCUCGAUAGCAUCAAGAUACCUUUCAUCGCUGAGGCAGGUGGCAUCUUAUUGUUUUAUGUGAUAGGGAUCGCAAGUUUCUACUACUUGGGAAUAUAUCAUAUGCAAGACACAAACUACGAUCGAACCGAGGAGGGCGUGGUGAUACCCAACCAUAUUCUGGAGACGGAGGGAGUAACACCAGGUCAGGAAAUAGUUUCAAGAGACAGAGAAGAAAAAGAGGGGCAUGUCGCGGAGAGCGAGAAGGAUGAGUCGAGUGGGAGUGGGAAGGUCUGAAUCCCCAUCACACGCGUUCACCAAUUUCGGUAUCUUUUACCAACAUUUCUCAUCAAAUAUGUUGUAAUGAACCAUUUCGCAAAUCCUGAGCGUCAUCCGAGGCUACCGCCGAUAAUACUGGCAACUAUCGUUCCAUCGUCUGACCCGCUGGAAGUAUGAUUCUAAUCUCCACUUUUGUUUUUGCUUCUAUGCCGGCCUA
Alternaria alternata is the source of this 2094-nucleotide messenger RNA. RefSeq lists its product as hypothetical. The record is from RefSeq and is a predicted model, not a curated record. The transcript is spliced from 4 exons. Lineage: Eukaryota; Fungi; Ascomycota; Dothideomycetes; Pleosporales; Pleosporaceae. The coding region runs from base 441 to 1895 and encodes 484 amino acids.